CCCGAAUUCCCAAUUCCGCGGCCUCCUCCCACCGGAGCAAGCUCGCCGCCGCCAAGGACGCCUUCCCCGCUCCCCCACUUCCCGCCGGAGCAGCGCGGACUGGAGAUCCGUCCGCCCGUGCCGACCCCAUCUGCUGGGCUGGUCAGACUCCGCCGCUCCAUAUACGGAGGACAUAUAAAAGAACAAAGGUGAAAAUCCUGCCUUAUUGUAAUUUAGGGGGUGAAAGGAAUAGAGGACUAGAGGAGAGGCUACAGUAAUGGGAAAGGGAGAUGUGGCUACUAGAGCCAAAUCUCAGAAAUCUUCGGCAACACAGAAUGAACAGAGUACACCUACUAAUCCUCCUACGGCAUAUCCUGACUGGUCUCAGUUUCAGGCAUACUAUAAUGUCCCUGGUACGGCACCAAUGACCCCACCAGCUUAUUUUCACUCAACCGUGGCUCCAAAUCAUCAGGGGCAUCCUUAUAUGUGGGGUCCACAGAUGAUGCCUCCUUAUGGGACACCACCAUAUGCAGCGAUGUAUGCCCAAGGCACACCAUAUCAGCAGGCACAUAUGCCACCGGGUUCACACCCAUAUAGCCCAUAUCCUGUUCAAGCACCAAAUGGGACAGUUCAAACUCCUACACCUGGUGCUGGCGGGUCAGAGACAGAUAAGUCAAACAAAAAUAAGCGGAAGACUCCACUGAAGAGAUCCAAGGGAAGCGUAGGUAGUCUGGAUGUAGCUAUAGUGAAAAGUAUAACGCCACCUGCAAAACCUUUAGCGUCAUCCUCCAAUGAAGGUUCUUCACAAAGUGAGAGUGGAAGCGGAAGCUAUUCUGAAGGAAGCAGUACGAAUUCUAAAAGUGGUUCACGGACAAAGGAUGGUUCUGAGCAUGGCCAGGCUAAUGAUGCUAGCAGUAAAGGAGUCACUGCUCAGGGCGCUGCGGCUGAGCCGACACAAGCAUCCUCUGGGCCAGUUGUGGUUAACCCUAUGAUGCCAUAUUGGCCUGUCACUCCUCCCAUGGCUGGCCCAGCAACUGGUGUAAACAUGGGAAUGGAUUACUGGGGUGCUCCUACUUCUGUAGCCGUGCAUGGCAAAGCUGUUGCCGCACCAACAUCAGCUCCUUCGUCAAAUUCGCGUGAUAUCGUUCUCAGUGAUCCAGCCAUACAGGAUGAGCGUGAAGUGAAAAGACAAAAACGAAAACAAUCAAACAGGGAAUCAGCUCGCCGCUCAAGAUUACGCAAGCAGGCUGAGUGGGAGGAAGUAGCCAAUCGGGCUGAUUUGCUAAAGCAAGAGAACAGUGCACUUAAAGAAGAACUGAAACAACUUCAGGGGAAGUGUGAUAGCUUGACCUCAGAAAAUACAACUUUACAUGAAAAGCUUAAAGAGCUUGAUGGUGAGAAAUCAAAUGGAAAUCUGUAAACCGUGAUGGCCGUGGCUUCACUUUCUGACUGCUGAUAUAUAUUGGAGGCGUCAUGAUAGGUCCGAUAAUUAGGAGGUACACUCAUGUAUGCUAUUAGAUUUUUGGCUGAGAUGGUAGGAUUGUAUCAUAGGAUUCAAGAUGAUGGCUACAGAUUCUUCUUCCAGUUGCCACAGCUGCUGUGUUUUUUUUUUCCUUCUUCUUUAUGUAAGAUGCUACUUUAGCAGUAUGCAAAGAUCCCCAGGUGAUGUUUGAAACUUUGGGGGAUUAGCUUAUAAGGUGCUUGUUGUAGAGCUGCUCGUUGAGCUGAACAGAUGCGUGCUAUAGUUACAAUUUAUGAUCUGUCGAUUCAGAUGUACUAAUCUGUAUGAUGUACUGAUUA
Molecule: messenger RNA, 1779 nt
Organism: Lolium rigidum
Lineage: Eukaryota; Viridiplantae; Streptophyta; Magnoliopsida; Poales; Poaceae
Product: bZIP transcription factor 1-A-like
Exons: 15
Coding region: 257-1399 (380 amino acids)
Biological process (GO): regulation of DNA-templated transcription
Cellular component (GO): nucleus
Molecular function (GO): sequence-specific DNA binding; DNA-binding transcription factor activity
Source: RefSeq, a predicted model, not a curated record